GGUAGCGUCAUCCUCGCUAAUAGGCCAUUUUCUUAUAUCAACAAUAAAUUAUGAAAUUAUAUUACUUGGAUAGUUUUCAUCACGGAAAAUGCAAAUAUAAAGUUAUUUUCCCAUGAAAACCUAAGGUUAAUUUUAUUUUUCAAAAUUAAAAUUGAGGUUUCAUUAUCUGUAUGUCACGUGAUUGAAAACGCCGACCGCCAUGAUGUGACGUCAAUUUCACUAAAGCUCGUCGUCCGUCACUCGUUUUACAAACAACAAACUACUUACCUACCAGCGCUCAUAGAAAUUUAAUAUUUUUAUUGAGUUUAAUGUGUUUUGAAGCUUAAAUUUAAAAGAUUUAAUAUUUUAAUACGUUAGUUUUACUUAAUUAAAAUGGACGUCGGUUUUGUAAAAGCCGAAAGUACUAAUCUCCCGAAAAUAGAUGCGGUAAUGAUUGCAAAGUUCUUUGCGUGUAAUACCGACUUUUUUUCUGCCGAAUGCAGAAAUAUCAAAACAGCUAUGUCAGCCAGAGAAACGUAUGGCGAUGAUGCUGUUGGGUAUGUGCAGCUGAAAAGAGAUCAGCAGACAUGCGUUGUCAAAUGCAAAAUGUGUCCUGAACACAAAGUGCGUUCCAAGCCAUACUCUUGCACACUUACUGUUGAUGAACAGGAAGAAGAAAUUAAAAGUGUAGUAUGCCAUGACUGUCCAGCAUCUGAAGGUGGUUGUAAGCAUGCUGUUGCUUUUUUAAUGUGGUGUCAUCGUCGGAGUGAAGAGCCACCUUGCACUGCUAUUGAGUGCUAUUGGAGGAAAUCUACUUUAUCUAAAGUUGGAUCUUCUCUAAAAAUAUUACUUGCUAAGGACAUAUUGAAGAAAAGAAAAGGAAGUAGUACUCAAACCCCAGAAGUAGCACCACAUAAAAGUGUCGCAGAAAUCUUUGUGACUGAAUGUAAAAAAAGAAAAAUAAGCUCAUGCCAGCUGCUCAAACAUGAGAUUAACUAUGCUGAAAAAAAAAUUAAUAUGCUUUCUUUACAUUAUUUGAUGUGCAAAUUUAAUGAAAGACUGGAUUGUAAUUCAUUUUUAAAUAAUAUCAGUAGUGUAUUUAAUGAUAUUAACUUAAGAAAUGCUGAAAAAGAGACAAGGCACCAGCAUCAAACAAGCUUUUGGUAUGAGCUACGUUAUGGAAGAGUUACAGCAUCAAAAUGCUACGAAGUGAGCAAAUGCAAAACUGUGGAUGGCUCCUUAGUAGCGGCUAUUCUUGGAGCAAGGACUCCACUAACUUCAGCAAUGAAAAGAGGGCAAAAAUUAGAAGAAAAAGUAAGGAAAACAGUAGAAAAAAAAUUGGGCCAUAAGAUUGAAAAAUGUGGUCUUUCUAUUUCAGAAACAUAUCCUAUGAUUGCAGGCUCACCUGAUGGCAUCUAUAAAAAAAGUACUUUGGUAGAAAUAAAGUGCCCAACAAGUGUAAAAACUUUAACAAAUUAUAUUAAGGAUGGUGCUGUGACCAAAAAAUAUAUGGCACAAGUGCAAAUGCAAAUGUUCUGUGCAAAAGCAGAAAAAAGUUUUUUUUUGUGUUGCGAGUAGUGAUUUUGAGACUUCCAAUGA
This is a messenger RNA of Spodoptera litura, 1578 nucleotides long. RefSeq lists its product as uncharacterized. The record is from RefSeq and is a predicted model, not a curated record. Lineage: Eukaryota; Metazoa; Arthropoda; Insecta; Lepidoptera; Noctuidae.